AACUCCCCAAACCAAAACAACUCCCACUACUACUACAACUCCCCCAACACAACCACAUCAGCUUCCCCAACUACGACAACUCCCCCUACCACAAUCACACCUCCCCCUACUACAACUCCCCCUACCACAGCCACAACUCCCAUCACCACAACUCCCCAUAUUACAACCACAACUUCCCCUACCACAAUCACAACAAAUCCCCCUACUACAACCACUCACCCUACCACAGCCACAACUCCCACCACCACAACAACUUUCCCCACCACAACCACAACAGCUCCCCCUACUACAACAACUCAUUCUACCACAACUCCCCCUACCAAAACCACAACACCACCCACUACCACAACAACUCCUGCUUCCACAACCACAAAAAUGCCCCCACCACAACAACUCCCCUACUACAACAACUCCCCCACCACAACAACUACAGCUCCCCUUCUACAACAGCUACUUCUACCACAACAAUGCCCACUACUACAACCACAUCACCCCGACAACGAUAACUCCCCUUAUUACUACAAUAACAACACCCUCAACCACCUCCACAACAACUCCCACUACCACAAAUCUCCCUACCACAACAGCGGCAAAUACUAUAACAACUCACCCUACCACAACGACCACAAUGCCCACUACCACAAAUCCCCCUACUACAACCACAACUUCCCCUACCACAACAACUCCCGUAACUACAACUUCUCCCCUUACCACAGCCACAACUUCCGCUACCACAACAUCUCCCCCUACUACAACCAUAACAACUCCCCCUACCAAAACCACAACUCCCACUACCCAUACUACAGCCACAACAAGACUCCCAACUACAACUACAACAACUCACCUUACUACAACUCCCCCCACCACAACCACAACAGCUCCUUCUACCACAACAACAAUGCCCACUACUACAACAACUCCCCCUAACACAACAGCUUCCCUUACAACAACAACUCGCCAAAUGACAACAACAAUAAUUCCCACUACCACAACAACUCCCACAAGCACAACAGUACUCACUACCACAACUCCCACUACCACUGCCACAACAACUUCCAAUACCAUUAUAACAACUUCCCCUACUACUACAACUACCCCCACCACAACAGCUUCCCCUACUACAACAACUCCUCCUACCACAACAACCAUGCCAACCACAAAAACUCCCCCUGCUACUAAAACUCCCUCCACCACAACCACAACAGCUUCCCCUACUACAACAACUCCUCCUACCUCAACAACAACUCCCCCUACAACAACCACAACAGCUACCCUUACUACAACAACAAUGCCACCUACCACAGCAACAAUGCCAUCUACCACAACAACUCCCCCAACUACAACGACUCACUCUACCACAACCACAGCACCCGCUAGGACAACUUCUCCUGCCACAACAACUCUCGUAACCACAAAAACACCCCCAACCACAACAACUCCCCUUACUACUACAACUCCCUCUACCACAACCACAAAUCCCACUAGGACAACAACAUCCCCUGCCACAACAACUCCCGCUACCACAACAACACCCCCAACCACAAGAACUCACCCUACUACUACAACUCCCUCAACCACAACCACAAAACCCCCUAGGAAAACAACUUCCCCUACCACAACCACAACAGCUCCCCUUACUACAACAACAACUCCUCCUACAAGAACAACAAUGCCAACUACCACAACAACUCCCCCUACUACAACGACUCCCUCUACCACAACCAAAACACCCCCUAGGACAACAACGUCCCCUGACACAACAACUCCCGCUACCAUAACAACAACCCCAACCAAAACAACUCCCCCUACUACUACAACUCCCUCCACCACAACCACAACAGCUUCCCCUACAACAACUCCUCCUACCACAACAAUAACUCCCCCUACCACAACCACAAAAGCUUCCCUUACUACAACAACAACUCCUCCUACCGCAACAACGAUGCCAACUACAACAACUCACGCUACUACGACAACUCCCUCUACCACAACCACAACUCCUGCUACCACAACAACACCCCCAACAACAAAAACUCCCCCUACUACUGCAACUCCCCCUACCACAACCACAACAGCUUCCCCUACAACAACAACUCCUCCUACCACAACAACAAUGCCAACUACCACAACAAAUCACCCUACUACGACUCCCUCUACCACAACAACAACUCCCGCUACCACAAAAACACCCCCAACCAAAACAACUCACCCUACCACUACAACUCCCUCUAUCACAACCAAAACACCCCCUAGGACAACAACUUCCCCUACCACAACCACAACUCCCACUACCACAAGAACAUCCCCAACCAAAACAACUCACCCUACUGCUAUAACUCCCUCUACCACAACCACAACACCCCCUAGGACAAAAAGUUCCCCUACCACAACCACAACUCCCCCUACUACUACAACUCCCCCAAAACAACCACAACAGCUUCCCCUACAACAACAACUCCUCCUACCUCAACAACAACUCCCCUACCAAAACCACAACAGUUCCCCUUACUACAACUCCUCCUACCACAACAACAAUGCCAACUACCACAACAACUCCCCCUACUACAACGACUCCAACCACAACCACAACAGCUUCCCCUACUACAACUCCUCCUACCUCAACAACAAUGCCAACUACCACAACAACUCCCCCUACUACAACGACUCCCACCACAACCACAAAAGCUUCCCCUACAACAACAAAUCCUCCUACCACAACAAUGCCAACUACCACAACAACUCACCCUAUUACGACGACUCCCUCGACCACAACCACAACUCCUGCUACCACAACAACACCCCCAACCACAACAACUCCUCCUACUACUAAAACUCCCCCCACCACGACCACAACAGCUUCCACUACAACAACAACUCCUCCUAACACAACAAUGCCAACUACCACAACAACUCACCCUACUACGACGACUCCCUCUACCACAACCACAACACCUGCUAGGA
Messenger RNA from Siniperca chuatsi (mandarin fish), 2961 nucleotides. RefSeq names its product mucin-2-like. The record is from RefSeq and is a predicted model, not a curated record. The transcript has a single exon. NCBI's taxonomy places the organism in Eukaryota, Metazoa, Chordata, Actinopteri, Centrarchiformes, Sinipercidae. Bases 629 to 2830 code for a protein of 733 amino acids.